AUGGACGUUGACGUAUCAAAAAUAAUUGUUGAUGAAAAUCGAGGCGGAUGGCUGGCUGCUGUUGAGACCCAUAAAAAAGAGGAACGAACGAAUAAUGUCGGAGUGUACGCCGUUAAGGGCACCGAGCGACGCCAAAUAGAAGAUACGCACAAAUUCUACGAAAAUCCGCUGAAUAUUAAAGCAUCAUUCUUCGGGGUUUUUGACGGACAUAGUGGGGCGUAUGCUUCGGGGUAUGCAGCGGAUGUCAUGAUGAAAGCUCUGGUCAGAAACGUAGCAGCUGUGAAGAAGUUGAUCGGUGACAGUACGCCUACCAGAUCAGGCGCUCUGACCAAAGAUAAUCAACCACAAGAAACUGAGCAACCCCCGCCUGAAACUGAGCGUAAAACUAAUUUGAAAACUGAGCGUUUGCGGACUUAUCUCGGAGCAGAAGGAGUAAUAAACUACGGAAGGCUUUUAACUGACGUAAUCCUAAUGGUAGACGAGGCUCUCUGCGACGAGUUUCUGCUUAAGCCUGCAGGUGUUCCACCAUCGGUGGGCUCUUCUGUCCUGAUUGCAGUAUUGGAAGGAUCGCAGUUGACCGUGGCAAACGUAGGCGAUUCCCGGGGUGUCAUGUGCGAUUCUGAUGGAUUACCAGUUGCAUUGUCCUUUGAUCAGAAACCUUCCAGGCCGGACGAAAAGAGAAGGAUCCAGAAAGCAGGUGGAACGGUGGUAUACGCGAUGGGCGCGUAUCGCCUUGACGGCUACUUAGCGCUGUCAAGGGCCAUAGGGCCCCACCCUGGGAAGAAGGAAAAACACCUCAUCGCCAACCCCGAGGUGAUCACCUUCGAUCUCUCCGAUUAUAAACCGCAAUUCUUGGUGCUGGCGACCGACGGUCUCUACGAUGUCCUGAGCAGUGCUGAUGUCGUCGCUUUUCUUCUGACGAGACUUCACGAACCGGAUUUCGGGGCGAGGAGUUUGGUCCAAUUAGCUCUUCUGAUGAGAUCAACUGAUGAUAUCACGGUCAUGGUCAUUAAUUUGAAAGAUCAAAAAUUGCCCGAACCCAAAAGGGCAAGGAGGGUUGGAUUUUUUAAACAUCGGGCGACGAGUUUUGCACGCAAACAUUUACCCUCUGGGAAAAAAACACCCUCUACCAAAAAAUCACCUUCUAGCAAAAAAUUACCUCCUAGCGAAAAAUCACCCUCCAGGAUUUCUGUUCCUCCUCCGUCUCCCCCUCCAUCAGAGGAGAGUUCAAAAGUGCCAACAAAACAGUGA
Molecule: messenger RNA, 1251 nt
Organism: Bemisia tabaci
Lineage: Eukaryota; Metazoa; Arthropoda; Insecta; Hemiptera; Aleyrodidae
Source: RefSeq, a predicted model, not a curated record